Diprion similis is the source of this 2535-nucleotide messenger RNA. RefSeq names its product proton-coupled amino acid transporter-like protein pathetic. The record is from RefSeq and is a predicted model, not a curated record. Gene Ontology annotation, molecular function: amino acid transmembrane transporter activity. NCBI's taxonomy places the organism in Eukaryota, Metazoa, Arthropoda, Insecta, Hymenoptera, Diprionidae. The coding region runs from base 118 to 1608 and encodes 496 amino acids. Gene Ontology annotation, cellular component: vacuolar membrane. The transcript is spliced from 5 exons. Gene Ontology annotation, biological process: amino acid transmembrane transport.
GUACGAAAUCAAGAAGCAAAAAUUGUGCGUCGGAGUUAAAAAUAUAAAGAGAGAUCAAGUAUAUAUAUAUAUAUAUAUAUAAUAGAUCGAAAGCCGUAAAAUUAUUCCAUACUCAGGAUGUCGAACAAGAUGCAUGGAGCCCCUCCUGUUCACGGGGCUAACCUUAUGAGAACGCCAAUGCGGCCAAUAAUCGCUGAAUACGACCCGAAGAAGCACGGGGUGAAAACAGAACUCUCAGACAUGGUGCUCGUCAAAUACAAGUGUGAGAAAAAUGACGUUCCAAUCACCGUCAGCAACGGGUCGACCCUCCCUCUCGUCGAGCGUCCCGACGACGAGGAGGCGGCCCUCUACGAUCCGUUCGAGCACCGGAAGCUGGCUCACCCAACUUCCGACUUAGACACCCUCAUCCAUCUGCUCAAGGGUAGCUUGGGCACGGGGAUCCUUUCAAUGCCCAUGGCCUUCAAACACGCUGGAUUGGGCUUUGGUCUCGUCGCCGUCUUCUUCAUCGGCGCCAUCUGCACCUACUGUGUUCACAUUCUGGUUAAAUGUGCCCACGCUCUUUGCAGGCGGACCCAAACACCGAGUCUCGGCUUUGCCGAAGUUGCCGAAGCCGCGUUCUUCGCUGGACCUGAACCGGUUCAAAAAUACGCGAGACUUGCCAAAGCUACGAUCAACACGUUUUUGGUUAUAGACUUGAUCGGGUGCUGUUGCGUAUACCUAGUGUUCAUUGGUGAAAACGUUCGAAAGGUCGUCGACGGCCAAAUGGGAACUACGACUGAUCUAAGGCUAUAUAUAGCCGCCCUUUUGCCACUGCUGAUAGUCUUCUCCCUUAUCAGGAACUUGAAAUGGCUAGCGCCGUUCUCCAUGCUGGCCAAUGCUCUAAUCGCCUGUGGUUUGGCAAUUACCUUUUAUUACAUAUUCCAAUACCUCAAGCCCAUUAGUACUGUCCCGUUAUUCGCGCCAUUGGACGAACUACCAAUGUUCUUCGGUACCGCUAUUUUUGCAUUGGAAGGCAUCGGUGUUGUUAUGCCCCUUGAGAACAACAUGAAAACUCCAACUCACUUCAUCGGUUGUCCCGGCGUAUUGAACAUUGGGAUGUUCUUCGUUGUUCUGCUCUACGCAGUCGUCGGUUUCUUCGGUUAUCUUGCCUUCGGAGAGAACACUGCUGCCACCGUAACGCUGAACCUGCCGAACACUGUUCUCGCCGAUUGUGUGAAGAUCAUGAUCGCUAUUGCGAUAUUCUUCACCUACGGUCUGCAGUUUUACGUACCCGUUGAAAUAAUAUGGAAAAAUAUCAAGCACCGUUUCGGGGCUAGGAAAUUGACCGCCGAAUACUGCCUGCGAAUUGCCCUAGUUAUUUUCACCGUCGUCGUCGCCAUAUUGAUACCGAAUCUGGGACCUUUUAUAUCCCUCGUCGGGGCCGUAUGCUUGUCAACUCUCGGUCUCAUGUUCCCAUCUAUAAUCGAACUUGUCACUGUAUGGGAGGCCGAAAACGGCCUUGGAAGAUACAACUGGCGGUUAUGGAAGAACAUCGCAAUCAUUUCCUUUGGUGUACUCGGUUUUGUUACCGGUACCUACGUCAGUAUACAAGACAUUAUCAAAGGGUAAUGGAAAACAGCUGAUUUUUACAUCGGUUUAAUCGAGGUCGCUUCGAGGUAGAGCUCAGGAUUAAUUGAUUCGGUUUUUUUCUAUUUGCGAAAUACAACCUCGAGAAUACUAAAUUCGCGGUGCCGCGAAAAAGACACUCUGCUGCACACCGCGGCUUUGGUGAUGCGGCGUCUGUAAUAUGGAACGGCACCGCGGUGCCCAGGUAUUGCUUAUUACACGAAAUACGAAGACAGACUAAAACACAGUUGCGCAUCGAUUCUCUCUCUUUGUCGUUUAUCUACCCACUUCUAGACGCACACACACACACCUAUACGCAAAAGAACAUCAUUAUACCAAGAAGUGAAAAGUAUACAACACACCAGCUUCACCUGUCGCUAAUCGUUAGAAUAUUAGAAACGUAUUAUUUUUGUUCCAUUUUUCUUUUUAUACGUUUUUAUGGAGUACAGUUUUUUUUGCCUUGAGAGUAUUAUUAUUAUUUUCUGCAUAACCAGUAUGGUUUCCUAUUUUCACUAUACAUUGCACAUUUUUUUUUCUUUUACAUUUUGCAUGUUAACUUAUUAAAACUACGCGAUUCUUAUAUACUAUAUAUACAUAUACAAGAGAGUAUACAUAUACUUACAUUCUGUAUUGCGCACACGAUAGAUUGCAUACGAGAAAGAGAGAAAGAGAGAGAGAGAGAAAAAGUAAGACACAGAGUGCGAAGAUACACGUGAAUCUUUUUACGAUUGAUAUUCGCUAAGUCGACGAACAUCGAAGGAAAAUUGAUAAACAGUCGUUAAACAAUAGCUGCAAUGACACAAAGUAAAAAUACGUACAAGUAUGAUACAUGAAUCAGAUGAUGGAACGAGAAUGAAAAAAGAAGAAAAAGAAAUUGAGACCUUAUGCCUUUGCAAAUUCUUUUUGAUGAAAAAAAAAAAGAAAGAAAAA